Messenger RNA from Aphanomyces astaci, 729 nucleotides. RefSeq lists its product as hypothetical. Lineage: Eukaryota; Oomycota; Saprolegniomycetes; Saprolegniales; Verrucalvaceae. The transcript has a single exon. The record is from RefSeq and is a predicted model, not a curated record. Bases 85 to 576 code for a protein of 163 amino acids.
UGAGGAACUGCAGUAGCUAUGUAGGUACUGACUGUACUUAGUCUCUGGUGGCAUUUGUGAAUUUGCAGAGACGGCAACAAUUUAAUGCUGGUCGUGCCACUGGCAGUCGUCAUAUCCGCCGCCGCGUUCCCGUUCAAUGUGUUUGCAUCGUUGAAACGACGCGAACCGCCGCCGUGGCAUUUGUUCCCAUUGCCCCACACAUUAGACUCGACCAAGCUUAGCCGUCGCAAAGCUAAUCGAGCUCGCGACAUGUCCAUCUGGGAAGCGCUCAGUCGCCUUGGCCGGGUGUAUUACUCGUACACCGACGAUCCCACGAGCGAGCCCCCCGUCUUGUUGCUAGCGAUUCAACAGUUGCUCUCCGACACAUUGCACAUGAGUCAGACGGAACGACACGUCAUCGCUCAAUUCGCAUUCACGCCGCAUGACUUGUGGGAAGGCGAGGCGCUGUAUCAAUUCCUCCAAGGACUCGUCAUCACAUCACGGGAUCGCACCCAUCGGACAAUGGAAGUGGCGCUCACGGCAUGCUUGGACGAGCUGUACACGUCGUACGCUACGAGGCACACCGCCGCCGCCUAGGGUGCACGAACGUUUGACUACUACAUACUGUCUGUCAAACUAUUACUCCCUCCGUUCCAAAAUAAGUGCGCGAGUUUUGGGAGGGGGGACAUGACACUUCAUUAAAUUCACAAGGUAAAUUGGAAACAUGGUGUCGCCCAUUGGAAUUCGAAA